This is a messenger RNA of Cadophora gregata, 1701 nucleotides long. RefSeq lists its product as uncharacterized. NCBI's taxonomy places the organism in Eukaryota, Fungi, Ascomycota, Leotiomycetes, Helotiales, Ploettnerulaceae. The transcript has a single exon. The record is from RefSeq and is a predicted model, not a curated record. The coding region runs from base 1 to 1701 and encodes 566 amino acids.
AUGGCCACUACCAGCCCAACUUUCCUUCGCCUUUGGCGGGACGAUGGAUUACGAAAAAGCCUGCUCUCACAUCUGGACACUGCCUCCACCUGUGCCCUGCGCCUCACAAGUUCAGAAUGUUGCGACCUCACAACUCCAGACCUGUUUGCCCGAACCCGCUUGACCUUCACCCCAAGUUCUCUCACUCGUCCAUCUAGACUCGAAGCACUGUCUCGAAUAGGUCGCCAUGUCGAACACCUCACAUUUUCCAUGCCACAUAGCCCGGCAACUUUUCUACCACCUCUCAUAAAUCCCAAGACCGGGCGGGAAAUCAACUUCCUCUAUACCCCUCACACUUCGGCGGAGUCAGUCUGCCAAAGGCCUAAGUACGGGUCGCCAGAGUUAGCUGACCUCCUGACACAACAAUAUCCUCCAAUCUUCCAUGCCGCCACCAACGUGCCAGCAUUCGUCAAGGCAAUGACAUAUAUGCCUAACAUCCGACAUCUUACUAUCUCUUGUCCUGAUCAGGAUCCAGCUCAACGCUAUCGUCGAGAUGCGGUCGAUUACGCCCUCAUCAGCUUGCGAAUUGCCAUUGAGCGGGCGCCGAUUGAAAGGCUUGAGAGGCUCUCUCUCAGCCGCAUACAUCCUUCUGGACUUGUGUAUCUCCGCCAUAUGCCAGGCUUUGGAUGCACACCAUCAGCUGGGCGAAGGUGGAAGCAGAUCAAGAAACUCAGCAUCAGCAUGGACACCUGGGACUUCCAAGGAUCAAGGCCUGGUCGUGACCACUUGAAGAUCCUCGAUGAUUACAUUCGAGCCUUCUCGUCCACCCUCGAGAAGGUGAGUUUCGGAUGGAGUGGGAGAAGAGGUCCCUGCCCCUUUACGCUCUUCGCCGACCCUCUCUUCGCUUCUCCAAAGUCGUCCACGAAGCUCUUCGCGGAGGUCACUUCGCCAAUGUCGCCACUGCCAGCUGCGCCCCUGCGGCCAGCAAUCACUUUUCCGAAGCUUCGCUACAUGCAGAUUCGAAACUCAACAAUGUCCGCUGAACAAGUCUCUGAUUUUAUACUUAGACAUCGUCACACCGUAAGAGAAUUCGACUUCGAGAACGUGGCUCUCAUCAACGGCGGUGUUUGGGAAGAUGCCCUUUCGCCUCUGACGAGAAGUAGUGGCAGUGACGAGUGGUUGUCGCAGCAUAGUGGGUCCGAGUCAGGCAGUUCAAGACGCUUUCAGAGUCAGGACUACCUAAACCAGCUCGUUGACUUUGAUGAAGUCAUCGAAACAAGCGGCCAGUUGCAACCUGAGGUCUCGCGGACAUCUGUUCUACUUCAAAAGAAGAGAGUGCAUCGAAGGCGAAGACGCAAGCACAGGCACAAGGAAUCCUCUGGAAAGCUAGUCAUAUCGAGUCCGAUUCCUAUCACUGGACCUAUCGAGGAGGUCCUGAUGCCUACAACGUUCAAUCCAAAUGUACAAGGCGUCCAGCGAAAUGCUGAGAUGGAGGCAGCACAGCAAGAGCUGGCCGAUGACCCCGACAAGAGAGUGUCGGCGCUGAAGAAGGCGAAAGAGGCCGUAUUGAAGCAACUAGGCAAGGAAUAUUGUAAAAACCAGGAUAGGAAGGAACACGUCAGAGGAUUCUUCAAGAAUACAUGUUCGGCUGGGAGAAAGGGUAGGGCGCUGAUAGGACACGAAAGUACAGCUCUUGUUCCCUUGAUGUUUAGUCGAUGCUAG